AAUUUAAUUCCAACCCAAAACUCAAUCGAAAGGAAAAUUGCGCCCAAACCCCCCAAGGGGUAGCGGAAGCCGUUUUGCUGUUGAUUUUGAUCGAUUAAGCCGAUUUUGUUGAUGGGUUCUUGUCAUUCGUCUCCUAAACGGCGGCAGAGUAGAGGCGGCGCUUAUUCUGCCUCUGCAGCGCCGGCUGAGGCUCCGAUGGCUUCUACAACAGAGUCAUUUUCUUCUUCUUCUUCUUCGUUUUUGUACUCGACAACCAGUAAGCCGCGUUGGUGGAAGAAGAAUUCGACUAAAACUUUUGGGGUUGGGGUUUGUUCAGAGAAGGUCCAUGAAUUUGAGGUUCCGGGGAGGAUUUGUUCAAAUGGGUCAUCGAGAAUUGCUUGUUUGUAUACGCAGCAGGGGAAGAAAGGGGUUAAUCAAGACGCCAUGAUUGUGCAGGAGAACUUCAGUUCGAAAAAAGAUACAGUAUUUUGUGGGGUAUUUGAUGGUCAUGGUCCUUUUGGACACAUGGUUGCGAAAAAAGUUCGUGAUACCCUCCCUCUAAUCCUGUGUACACAAUGGACAUCUAAAUCAAAUGAAGAUCAAAGCAACCUCUUUCAGACGAGACAUUCCCGAAGUUCAAAUUCUGAAGAUUCUGUUGCUCUAGAUGGAGAUGAAGAUUCUUACAAGUCAUUUGAGGCCGAAGAAAAUGAAAAAUUUCCCAAGAUGUUUCUACCCCUCAAAGUAUCUUUACUGAAGUCCUUCAAAUUAAUGGAUAAAGAGUUGAAACUGCAUCCUAAACUUGAUUGUUUUUGCAGUGGAUCGACGGCUGUGACUCUAAUAAAGCAGGGUCAGAACCUUGUACUUGGAAAUGUUGGUGACUCGAGAGCAGUGCUGGCUACGAUAGAUGAAGAUAACUCUUUGAUUCCAGUUCAAUUAACAGUGGACUUGAAACCUGACCUUCCUGGUGAAGCUGCUAGGAUCCAGCAGUGCAAAGGAAGGGUAUUCGCUUUGCAGGAUGAGCCCGAAGUUGCACGAGUAUGGUUGCCAAAUAAUGAUUCACCUGGUUUGGCAAUGGCGAGAGCUUUUGGAGACUUUUGUCUGAAGGAUUUCGGUCUUAUUUCUGUUCCCGAUGUUUAUUAUCGUCACCUUAGCGCAAGAGAUCAGUUUGUAAUUCUUGCCACUGAUGGGGUCUGGGAUGUUCUUUCGAAUAAAGAAGCAAUCGAAAUUGUCGCAUCAGCCCCUUCUCGCGAAACAGCAGCCAGAGCUCUUGUCGACUGUGCCGUUCGUGCAUGGAGGCUGAAAUAUCCUACAUCCAAAAAUGAUGAUUGUGCUGUUGUAUGUCUUUUUCUUGAGUAUGAGCCUGAAGUAGAAGAAAACACGGAAACUUGCACAAAACCAGUGGAAGAAGUUUUGGCCACACCAAGCGAUGACGCAAAAGACAUCGAAGUUGAUUCAGAUGAUUGUAGAACGACUGUUGUUGAGCAGUCAGGCACUGUACAAAGCUCUAUUGAGAUUGUACCUGUCUCCGACUCAACGGAUGAGAAGGCUGUAGCUGGUGGCCGAAACCCGUCGAAGAGAAGCUUAGCUGAGUGCAUUUCAAAUGAAGAGGAGGAAUGGUCUGCCUUGGAGGGUAUUACCAGAGUGAAUAGUCUGCUAAGCCUUCCAAGGUUCCUAUCAGGUGACAAAAGAUCCGGCAGUUGGAGGAAGUGGCUAUGAAGUUUCUCUUUCUCAAUUCAUUUUUAUUGUUGUCAGUUUGGAGGCAGAAAGUUCAUAUUUCUUGUGGAUAUAAAUAUCUUCAUUUUCAGUGCUCUGAUCUUGCAAAUAAAAAUAAAUUUGUAUUUGGUAAUUAUUUUACUUA
Molecule: messenger RNA, 1837 nt
Organism: Benincasa hispida (wax gourd)
Lineage: Eukaryota; Viridiplantae; Streptophyta; Magnoliopsida; Cucurbitales; Cucurbitaceae
Product: putative protein phosphatase 2C 6
Biological process (GO): protein dephosphorylation
Molecular function (GO): protein serine/threonine phosphatase activity
Source: RefSeq, a predicted model, not a curated record